Messenger RNA from Melanotaenia boesemani (Boeseman's rainbowfish), 1947 nucleotides. Its product is annotated as inositol 1,4,5-trisphosphate receptor type 3-like. Lineage: Eukaryota; Metazoa; Chordata; Actinopteri; Atheriniformes; Melanotaeniidae. Gene Ontology annotation, cellular component: membrane. The record is from RefSeq and is a predicted model, not a curated record. Gene Ontology annotation, biological process: calcium ion transmembrane transport. Bases 16 to 1941 code for a protein of 641 amino acids. The transcript has 15 exons. Gene Ontology annotation, molecular function: calcium channel activity.
AUCCUGAAUGUUCGUAUGGACUACCGCCUCUCCUUCCUGCUGUCCAUCUUUAAGAAGGAGUUUGUGGAGAUUUAUCCCAUGGCUGACGCUGAUGCCACCACUAGCAUGGAGCAAGCAGCCAACAUCAACCUCCAGCUCAUCGGAGAGCAGGCCGAGGCCAUGUUUGGAGUUGGGAAGGGAAACAGCAUCCUAGAAGUGGAUGAUGAGGGUGGUCGAAUGUUCCUGCGGGUGCUGAUCCACCUCACCAUGCACGAAUACCCUCCUCUGGUGUCCGGAGCGCUGCAGCUGCUCUUCAGACACUUCAGCCAGAGACAGGAAGUGCUCCACACCUUUAAACAGGUCCAGCUGCUGAUCUCCGCUCAGGAUGUGGAGAACUACAAGCUGAUCAAGGCAGACCUGGAUCGCCUGAGGACACUGGUGGAGAAGUCUGAACUGUGGGUGGAGAAGAAAGACAAAAAGGAGAAAGUAGAGAUCCUGGAGCGCCUGAAUAAGAUGUGCAGCACUGGAGUUUGGAAAAAGCAGCAGAGGUUGCUGAAAAAUAUGGGAGCUCAUAAAGUCAUGUUGGAUCUUCUGCAGGUCUCCUACGACAAGAGCGACGUGAAGAUGCAGGAGAUCAUCAAGUACACUCACCUGUUCCUGCAGAAGUUCUGUAUGGGGAACCAAGAGAACCAGGCUUUGCUGCACAAGAACCUCAACCUGUUCCUCAACCCGGGGCUGCUGGAGGCGGAGACGGUGCAGCACAUCUUCAGUAACAACUACCAGCUGUGCAGCGAGAUCUCUGAGAGCGUCCUGCAGCACUUCGUCCACUGUCUGGCGACGCACGGCCGCCACGUCCAGUACCUUAACUUCCUCCACACCAUCAUCAAGGCCGAGGGCAAGUACGUGAAGAAGUGCCAGGACAUGAUCAUGACGGAGUUGACGAACGCUGGCGAAGACGUGGUCGUCUUUUACAACGACAAGGCCUCCUUCAACACCAUGUUGGAGCUGAUGGCUGAGAGCAGGGAGGGAGUUGGCGAGAACAGCCCCCUCAGGUACCACAUCUCUCUGGUGGAGCUGCUGGCGGCGUGUGCUGAGGGGAAGAACGUUUACACAGAGAUUAAAUGUACAUCUCUGCUGCCACUGGAGGACGUGGUCAGAGUGGUGACCCAUGAGGACUGCAUCACCGAGGUGAAAAUUGCCUAUGUAAACUUUGUGAAUCACUGCUACGUGGACACUGAGGUGGAAAUGAAGGAAAUCUACACGUCCAACCACAUCUGGAAGCUGUUUGAGGACUUUACAGUGGACAUGGCUCGGGUUUGUAAUAAACGAGAGAAGCGUCUGACUGACCCAGUCCUGGAGAAAUACAUCAUCAACGUGGUGUUUGACACCAUCAACGCCUUCUUCAGCUCCCCAUUCUCUGAAAACAGCACCUCUCUGCAGACUCAUCACACCAUCGUGACUCAGCUGCUGCAGUCGUCCGUCAGGCUGCUGGACUGUCCCUGGCUGCAGCAGCAGCACAGAGGACAAGUGGAGGUCUGCAUCAAGACGCUCGCCAUGACAGCAAAGAGCCGUUCCAUCUCUCUUCCUCUGGAACUGGAAGCUCAGAUCGGCUCCAUGUUGUCCAACUCGGCUCUGAGCUCCUUGUCCAGAAACAACCCUAACUACAAAUCCUCCACCCGUUCCUCCAGACCCAACAUCUCCUCCAACCCCUGGGAUUACAAGAACAUCAUAGAGAAGCUGCAGGACAUUAUUAACACCCUGGAGGACCGUCUGAAGCCACUGGUGAAUGCUGAGCUCUCGGUGUUAGUGGAUGUCCUCCACCAGCCAGAGCUGCUGUUCCUGGAGGGAACCGACGCCCGACAGCGCUGCGAGUCUGGAGGCUUCAUCUCCAAGUUGAUCCAACACACCAAAGCGCUGAUGAACUCAGAGGAGAAGCUGUGCAUCAAAGUCCUGCAAUGCUGAUCAGGA